UUCCCAGCACUUGUUGAGCGCAGGUCACCCAGCGACAAGUUGGAGAUCAAGUGGGACUGUACCCUUUUUAAAUGCACUCGACGGUAAUGUUCUUGCACCUUUAUUUGUCCCCCGAUGCAUUUUGGAUGCUUGGAAGACUGGUUGAUUGGCAACAAAAAACCAGAGCCUGGCCUGUCCUAAGGGAGGAAUAUCCAAUAAGGAUCGCUUGCACUUGAAUGGCUCAGGUCUAGCGCGGGGCGUUCGACAUGUCCAACGACAGCUGCGGGCUCCCCUUGGACACGGACGUACUGGGCCUGACUUGCAUCUACGGUCUGGUCUUCUCUGCGGGCCUGCCCUGUAACCUGCUGUCCCUCUGGGGUUUGUACCACCUGGGCCGCUCGGGUAGCGGCAGCUGCCAGCUCGUCUACAUCCUCAAUCUGCUUCUGUCCGACCUCCUGCAGCUGCUCACCAUGCCCCUGUGGAUCCUGUACCUCCAGGGUGCUCACCGCUGGCCCUACGGUCAGCUCACCUGCGAGCUGGUGGGCUACGUGUUCUACGUCAACAUCUACGCCAGUGUCAUGUUCCUGUGCCUGAUAGCGCUGGACCGCUGCCUGGCCAUCGUGUUCCCGCUGAGCAGCCGCAGGGUGAGGACGGUCCGGGUGGCCGCCGUGUCGGGAUUGGCGGUGUGGACGCUCACGUUUCUCUUCUGCCUUUUGGGACUCUUGCCUUCUCUUUUCGACUCGGAGCGACUACUGUGUCUGGAGCGGUACCCAGUCAGCCCCAGAUACGCCCAUUUCAAGAUCACCACUGUGGCUCUGGGCUUCCUGUUGCCGUGCACCAUCCUCGGCUACACGUCAGCCCACAUCUGGGUCACACUGCGACACUCUCCGUCGCUGUCGGCCCACGAGCGUCACAAGAUCGUGGGCGUCCUGGUGGUCAUCACGGUCAACUUUAUCGCCGUGUUCGGACCCUACCACCUGGUGGGCGGCUACAGAUUCGUGUCCUUGCUGCAGGCCGACGAGCCGUGCGCGCGGGAGCGCUCCAUCUUCCUGCUCUAUCGCCUAUGCUACGGGCUGACCAGCCUCAACACGACGCUCGAUCCCCUCUUCUACAUCUUCCUGUGCGCCGACGCACGGCUGGAGCUGCGAAGGUCGCUGCCCUGUUUGGGGCGAGGCCGAAACACUGGCGAAGAGACAACUGUGAGCGCCAGAGCUCAGCCGGAUGCCCAGAGACACAAGGAAAGUGGACAUAAUCAUCUUUUGAUAGCCUAAAUCAUGGGGUUCGCAAACAUUUUGAGUCCAGGGAGAACAUGUAUGUCCACCCAUAGGAAUUAAAAAGGUGCCUACUUGAGAACAUUGGGGGGGGUUUUAAAGUCAUAUUUGUAGAGGAAAAAAACUGAUUUUGUCACACUAAAAUUUCACAAUAUUGCGAAAACAAAGUCCGAUUUUUCCAAGAUAGUCCUAAUAUGGUAUUAAAGUCAAAGUUUAACAUGAGAAGAAAGUCAUAUUUUAACAAGUGAAUUUCAAGAACACAAUUUUACUCUUGUACUAGGAUGUGUUUUAUUCUCUAUUUUCUCCAUUUCUAUUUGUUUUAUUCUCAGCGGUUCCAAACCCUGAACAGUUUUGUCAUUCCAUGAGUAUCCCCGAUUCUCCAAGAGUAGAACUGAACGCAACUGAUUAUUGAAUGAAAAUCAUCUUAUCUCCUUGAUUUGAACAUUUAAUUCUCAGGCAUUGUCUUCUUUUUAGACAAAAAAUUUAAAAAAUUUGCCUUGAAAAUAAGUAAUAUCAAUAAAAGCAAAAUACUAAACCUGCCUUUGUUAUAUGUAACUCUUACAGCAUUUCCCGAGUGUUACGUGGACCGUCUCCUGAAUCCAGAGCAACUGGACGGAUUUGAAACAAUUCCUUAGUUGGAUCAGGCAAGCUGUUUUUCAACUGUCCCAGAAGGCAACGCCUUACUUAGAUCACUAGAGAGACAACUUCGUUCAUCCCGUGAGGGAAAUUACAUUUACUAGCUUCAUAAAGUUUUAUAGCCGAAGUCAGCAGCAGCCCAAAAGAGUUUUCUUUGUAAAUGUUAUCCAACAUGAAUAAGUCCUCCAGUGAAGACGACGAGCCAGUCACCGUCCAUUCCUUCGCUUUUAAACAAGCCGCUUUUGGGAAGGCAACACGGCCGUGGCUACGUUGUCACCAUUUGGCCAC
This is a messenger RNA of Phycodurus eques (leafy seadragon), 2174 nucleotides long. RefSeq names its product G-protein coupled receptor 4. The coding region runs from base 246 to 1250 and encodes 334 amino acids. Lineage: Eukaryota; Metazoa; Chordata; Actinopteri; Syngnathiformes; Syngnathidae. The transcript has 2 exons. Gene Ontology annotation, cellular component: membrane. The record is from RefSeq and is a predicted model, not a curated record. Gene Ontology annotation, molecular function: G protein-coupled receptor activity. Gene Ontology annotation, biological process: G protein-coupled receptor signaling pathway.